AUUCAAAGUUUCUUCAAUUUGUUUCAAAGAUGAGUCGCGGUGAACUUAUCAUUGAUGACAAUCAGGUCAAACCGGCUACUACAUCGGGGGAUUGGGCAACUGAAUAUCAAACAACAGUAUAAUGGGCCCUUCUACUUGGGCCGAUGAAUUUACACGUGCUGAGCUCUCAAAUGGACCAGAUCAGUGGGUGAAUGAGUUUUCUACUGAGAGGGAGCUUCAUAGUUCAGGUGAUGAUCAAUGGGUAAAUGAGUUCUCAAAGUUACAUGUUAAUGACUGGGCAGAAGAAUUUGGGCGUCAGGUUGAUGAAGGAGUUUUGGGUGAUGAUUCAGCUGAUAAUUGGGCAACUGCUUAUGAUGACUUUGUCAACGAGCAAGUUGCCAAGAGGCAGUCAGAUGCAUCAAGGGGUGUCUAUGUCUUUUCUGAUAUGAAUCCUUACGUUGGUCACCCUAAUCCCCUAAAAGAAGGCCAGGAACUGUUUCGCAAAGGGCUUUUAAGUGAAGCAGUCCUUGCUUUAGAGGCUGAGGUUCUGAAAAGCCCUGAUAAUGCUGAAGGUUGGAGACUACUUGGGAUCACCCAUGCAGAGAAUGAUGAUGAUCAACAGGUUACUGUACUUUCCUGUUUAGUUUUCUGUUGGAGAAUAAAUCUGUAUCUUUACUGUUAAAUAGAUUUCUCU
Messenger RNA from Carica papaya (papaya), 673 nucleotides. The record is from RefSeq and is a predicted model, not a curated record. Lineage: Eukaryota; Viridiplantae; Streptophyta; Magnoliopsida; Brassicales; Caricaceae.